Necator americanus (New World hookworm) is the source of this 609-nucleotide messenger RNA. RefSeq lists its product as uncharacterized. NCBI's taxonomy places the organism in Eukaryota, Metazoa, Nematoda, Chromadorea, Rhabditida, Ancylostomatidae. The transcript has 2 exons. Bases 1 to 609 code for a protein of 202 amino acids. The record is from RefSeq and is a predicted model, not a curated record.
AUGGAAAAGAACAUCGACUCUUUCGAACAACUUACGACCCGAAUCGGACGUCUGCGGAUGAGAAGAUGUGGUCCAACACCAGCUUUGACUAUCUUCGUCGCUUACGCUCCAACAUCAAACUACGGAGAGGAAGAAGUCUAUAUGGACCUAGAGAAGUUCUACAGAGCAAUUCCAGAAGCCCUCCUCUCUACGCAGGACGUAGGAGUUCCCCGUACUCUAGCCGGUUUUGGAAAGAUUCCGCAUUGGACAACAUCGACGAGGAAUAUGACCGGCUCGUUGAACACCUUCACGAAGAGGGCUCAGAGUUUUAAAACCACCAAGAGACGCCUGUCUCUUGAAACUCUUGAGCUGAUACGCAACCGUGGCAGCAGGGAACCAAGAACUCACAUCCGAGCUCGCAAGGCUUUGCAGAGAGGCGAUAAAGAAAGACCUCGAAGAGAGAAGAGCAGAUGUGCUGGCUGCAGCUGCAGAACCGGGGAAAAGCAUCCGCUAUGCCCGUCGAGACUUCGCCAGUCGCAAGACGAGGAUGACUGCUCUCCGGAACCCAAAGGGAACAGCCAUUGCAUCGAGAAGGGGGAUGGAGAAAAUCAUCUACGACUUCUACUCUGA